This is a messenger RNA of Cucumis melo (muskmelon), 1303 nucleotides long. RefSeq names its product pectinesterase PPME1-like. Gene Ontology annotation, molecular function: pectinesterase activity. Gene Ontology annotation, biological process: cell wall modification. NCBI's taxonomy places the organism in Eukaryota, Viridiplantae, Streptophyta, Magnoliopsida, Cucurbitales, Cucurbitaceae. The record is from RefSeq and is a predicted model, not a curated record. The coding region runs from base 56 to 1162 and encodes 368 amino acids. The transcript has 4 exons.
CUCAAAACAUUCUCUAGAAAACCAAAAAAGAAAAGAAAAAACAUAAAAAGAAAAUAUGAAACUUUGCAUGGAUGCACUCGCUAUUACAAGAUUGGUAACUUUCCUAGCAACUUUUACAACCAUCUUGGCCGUCUCGACCCCGAUCCCGGUUGAGAAGUCGCAAAUAGACGCGUGGUUUUCUCAAAAUGUGAAGCCGUUAGCCGAUCGUAAGGCGGAGCUUGAUCCUGCUUUGGUGGCUGCGGAAGAAAAUGCAACCAUAAUUAAAGUAAUGAGCGAUGGAACAGGAGAUUUCAAGACAAUCACUGAAGCUAUUGCGAGCGUGCCAGCAGACAACAAGAAACGUGUAAUGAUUUCGAUUGGAGAUGGCAUUUAUAAGGAGAAGCUUAAGAUCGAUAGAAAUAAGCCUUUUGUUACUCUUUAUGGCUCUCCGAAGGGUAUGCCUAAGUUGACUUUUGAUGGCGAUGCUGCCAAAUUCGGCACCGUUUAUAGUGCUACCUUGAUUGUUGAAGCGGAUUAUUUCACUGCAGCUAAUCUGGUCAUUGAGAAUUCAUCACCGAGGCCAGAUGGGGUAAGAAAAGGAGCACAAGCAUUAGCGGCAAGAUUUAUGGGAACUAAAGCUGCAAUUUACAAUUGCAAAUUCACUGGAUUUCAAGAUACCCUUUGCGAUGACGAUGGUUUACAUUUCUACAAAGAUUGCUUCAUUCAAGGAACCGUUGAUUUCAUUUUUGGAAAAGGAACUUCCCUCUAUGUGAACACUCAAUUGGAUGUGGCGGGGGACGGAGGAUUAGCAGUAAUAACAGCCCAUUCAAGAGAACAAGAAUCUGACGGUAGUGGAUAUUCGUUUGUGCAUUGCAGUAUUACUGGAACUGGCGGUAAAAACACUUUUUUGGGAAGAGCUUGGAUGCCAAGAUCUAGAGUUGUCUUUGCCUACACUACAAUGGCUGAUAUCAUUCAUCCUGAAGGCUGGAACGACAUGAAACAUGCUGGUUUCGACAAGACAGUUAUGUUUGGAGAAUACAAAUGUUCGGGGCCAGGAUCAGUGUCGACCGGACGUGUAUCCUAUGGCAAGCAAUUGAGUGAUGCAGAAGUGAAUCCAUUUCUUAGUCUCGCAUAUGUGCAAAGUGAGAAAUGGUUGCUUCCUCCUCCCAAUCCUCAAGUUUAGAGAUCUUAGUAACGGUGAUUGCAAGAAGUGGCAAAUGUCAAUGGCACUCGGCAAUCAAUUGAGAGAUGAGUUAAUUAUUAGUAAAUUUGUAAUUUGAUUCAAAAUUUUCACAAAAUAAUAUAUCAUUUUUUUAUUCGUUUA